This is a messenger RNA of Eimeria maxima, 930 nucleotides long. RefSeq lists its product as hypothetical. The transcript is spliced from 2 exons. Bases 1 to 930 code for a protein of 309 amino acids. The record is from RefSeq and is a predicted model, not a curated record. NCBI's taxonomy places the organism in Eukaryota, Apicomplexa, Conoidasida, Eucoccidiorida, Eimeriidae.
AUGAAGCUGCAUGAGCUGCAGCAACUGCAGCAGCAGCAGCAGCUGGAGGCACAGCAGGAGCAACAAGAAAGACGACAAAUGCAUCAUCAUGAUCGUCUCCAGCAGGAUCAAGAGCAGCAGCAGCAUGCACACCUGCAGCAGCGGGAGCAACAGCUAAAGCUGCAAGAACAGAUGCAGCAGCAGCAGCAGCAGCAGCAGCAGCAGCAGCAGCACCGGCAUUUAUAUCGUCAUCCUCCUCGUCGUAAGCAUCAUAUGGAGCUUCAGCGUGAGCAAUAUUACAUGCAGCUGCAUCUGCAAGAGCAGCAGCGUCAGCAACAGGAACAGCAGCAGCUGCAGCAGCAACAGCAGCAGCAGCAGCAGCAGCAGCGUAUAUAUGGUGAAUUAAGUGAUGGUUUAUUACUAUCAGACAAUCAAGGAUUAAGCAGGACCAGUGGUCAAUCAGCAACAGACACAGACAGUGUAUCUGGAGGGGAGAGUAGCGGUUGUGAUCCUUCCUUCUCUCCUCCUCGUAGCAGCAGCAGAAACAGACAGCAGCAGCAGCAGCAGCAGUCUGCUGCUGCUGUUGCUGCUGAUCCUGCGGUUUCGGGGUGUAUAUACAGCUCAGCGCCAUCUAGUAAUGAAGGAAUAGUAGGACAAUCUAAGAGAAAAGUAUACCCACAGCAGCAGCAGCAUCCUGCUGCAGCAGCAGCAACAGGAGGAGGAGCAGCACCGCCACUAAGAUCAACAACACGUCAUUCAUCUGCUGCUGCAGCAGCAGCAGCAGCAGCAGCAGCAACUCCUUGUUUAGCUCCUCGUAAUUUACGUCUUAAGACACCGCAAAGAGUAAAUUGGAUAAAUGAGAGAUUUAUAAGACAAUUUAGUACUCACCAGCCAAGGGAUUCACAACUAGGGUAUCAUCUACAAGCAUUACAUCAACAUGCUAUACAGUAA